CAGCUUCACUCCUCGUUCUUUCGCUCGAGCUCGCAAAGUCGCAUCACAUGGCGCCCCCUCAGAUCUCCCGCAAAAUCCUCGGCCUCCUCCUCCUCCUCGCCGCGGUCGUCUCCCCGGCCGCUGCCGACGGCGACGAGGUCGUGGCCCUGACGGAGUCCACCUUCGAGAAGGAGGUCGGACAGGACCGCGCCGCACUCGUCGAGUUCUACGCACCAUGGUGCGGCCACUGCAAGAAGCUUGCCCCCGAGUAUGAAAAACUUGCUGCAAGUUUCAAGAAGGCUAAAUCAGUAUUAAUUGCAAAGGUUGACUGCGAUGAGCACAAGAGUUUGUGCAGCAAGUAUGGAGUUUCUGGGUACCCUACAAUUCAAUGGUUUCCCAAAGGUUCUUUGGAGCCAAAGAAUUAUGAAGGUCAGCGAACCAUGGAAGCCCUUGCAGAAUUUGUUAAUACUGAAGCAGGUACCAAUGUAAAGAUAGCAGCAGUUCCUUCAAGUGUCGUGGUCCUGACUGCAGAGACCUUUGACUCAAUUGUCCUUGAUGAAACCAAAGAUGUCCUUGUUGAGUUCUAUGCCCCAUGGUGUGGUCACUGCAAGCAUCUUGCUCCAGUAUAUGAGAAGCUGGCUUCAGUUUUCAAGCAGGACGAGGGUGUUGUGAUUGCCAAUCUUGAUGCUGACAAGCACACUGACUUGGCUGAGAAGUACGGUGUUUCUGGUUUCCCUACAUUGAAGUUCUUCCCUAAGGGAAACAAAGCUGGUGAAGAUUAUGAUGGUGGACGGGACUUGGAUGACUUUGUGAAGUUCAUCAAUGAGAAGUGUGGCACCAGCCGGGAUUCAAAGGGUCAACUAAGUUCAGAGGCUGGGAUUGUGGCAAGCUUGAAUCCUCUUGUGAAGGAGUUCCUCAAUGCUGCAGAUGACAAGCGGAAGGAAGUCCUCUCUAAAAUGGAAGAGGAUGUUGCUAAGCUCAGUGGUUCUGCUGCUAAGCAUGGAAAGAUCUAUGUGACCGCUGCGAAGAAGAUUAUAGACAAGGGCUCUGACUAUACUAAGAAGGAAACUGAGAGGCUGCAACGCAUGUUGGAGAAGUCGAUCAGUCCUUCCAAAGCUGAUGAAUUCAUCAUCAAGAAGAACAUUCUUUCGACAUUCUCUUCUUGAAGGUGAUGACGACCCACAGGCCCCGACCUGCCAUUGACAGCGCAACCACCCCACUUGCCACGGAAGGAUAACAAAAGAAAAGGGAUGAUAUCAGUGAGAGGUGGUAGUGAAAGUAUAGUGGUGGCAGAACUAGUUGAUGGGUUUUUGUGUUGAAACUUGUAACCAGCUGCACGGCGAUCCCUUUUCUCUGUUAUUUACAUUUCUGGUUACAGGGAUUGACUUGGUACUCAGUUUACAUACGAAAACAGAAGAUGUUUAUGUGUCCAUCCCUAGAUGACAACGUACUUUUUUCUUAAUCCAAUAAGUUGGUUAUUCAGCUUC
Molecule: messenger RNA, 1466 nt
Organism: Phragmites australis (common reed)
Lineage: Eukaryota; Viridiplantae; Streptophyta; Magnoliopsida; Poales; Poaceae
Product: protein disulfide isomerase-like 2-1
Exons: 11
Coding region: 48-1145 (365 amino acids)
Biological process (GO): protein folding
Cellular component (GO): endoplasmic reticulum
Molecular function (GO): protein disulfide isomerase activity
Source: RefSeq, a predicted model, not a curated record